UCCCGGGGCUCUUUCGGCUCCGGGACCGGCCGCGGUGCGGCUCCUGAAGGCAGGGCUGUGGCGGCGUCCGCGCCCCUGGGCUGUCCCGCCACUGCAGGGGGUCGCUCUCCUCAGCGGGCGUCGGAGGGGUGGCUGGUUUUGGUACGACUUUAAAGGACUUGCGAUAAAACUGAGUAUUAUCAGCAGCGUAGUGGCAGCGUCAGUCCCGAGCUGAGGCGUCUCCUUCGUGUUUUUCCACUGAGGGAUUUUUGUUUGCUGGACACGUCUCCACAGCAGCAGCCUGUGUUGCCUUCACGUGUUGUGAGGUAGAAAUGGCUGCGGAAGAGAAGUGGAAAAGCUGGACUUCGAAACAGCAUAGCGGGGCUGAGCAGGCAGGCGAAAAGGAAUCGUGUGUGCUUCUGAGCCGGCAGCUGGGGGAACCAGGAAGAUUCACUUACGCAGCGCUUUGUGGGAUAUCCUUAGCGUGGCUGUUCCCCGAAAAAGAGCAAAGCUCCUUCAGGGUGGAAUUCAUAGAUGGUUUGGUGAAAUGGCUGGACCUGCCUGAUGCUGUCUUACCUGCCAUGACAGCAUUUGCCAGUGGCUUAGGAGGUGAGGGCACAGAAACUUUUGCCCAGCUUUUGCUGAAGGACCCCAUCUUGAAAGAUGAUCCUGUUGUCAUUAUCCAAGAUCUUUUGUCGUUCUCUCUUAGAGAUGGGUACUAUGAUGCUCGAGCAAGAGUGUUGAUCUGCCGCAUCAUCUGGCUGCUGAGAAUCCCCUUGGAGGAGCUGGAGGCCCUGGAGGAAUCGCUGCUUGAGAGCCUGAAGGAACAAAAAGAGGAAGAGUCAGAAACUGCAGAAGUUUCAAGAAAAAAGAAGGAAAGAAGAAAGAAGCUGAAGAGAUACCUGCUGAUCGGCUUGGCAACCGUCGGGGGUGGAACAGUGAUCGGCUUGACAGGGGGUCUUGCUGCCCCUCUGGUUGCUGCUGGAGCUGCUACUGUUAUUGGAAGUGCAGGGGCAGCUGCUUUAGGUUCAACUGCUGGAAUUGCUGUCAUGGCAUCCCUUUUUGGAGCCGCUGGAGCUGGCCUUACUGGAUACAAGAUGAAGAAGCGUGUGGGCGCCAUAGAAGAAUUUGAAUUCCUCCCACUUACUGAAGGAAAGCAGCUUCAUAUCACCAUAGCGAUUACUGGAUGGCUGUGCGCUGGCAAAUAUGGGAGCUUCACAGCACCGUGGAGCAGCCUGCUGCAGUCGAGUGAGCAGUAUUGUCUGGCCUGGGAAUCCAAGUACUUGAUGGAGCUUGGCAACGCCUUAGAUUCCCUGCUGAAUGGGUUUGUUAAUAUGAUGGCACAAGAAGCCCUAAAAUUUACUGUCUUGUCAGGUAUUGUCACGGCCUUGACUUGGCCAACUUCACUCUUGACUGUUGCCAGUGUCAUCGACAAUCCCUGGGGAGUGUGUCUCCAUCGGUCUGCUGAAGUAGGCAAACACCUAGCACAUAUACUGCUCAGUCGACAGCAGGGCAAGAGACCUGUCACACUGAUUGGCUUUAGUCUGGGUGCCAGAGUCAUUUAUUUCUGUCUGCAGGAGAUGGCUCAAGAAAAAGACUCCCAGGGGAUCAUUGAAGAUGUGGUCUUACUGGGAGCUCCAGUGGAAGGUGAAGCCAAGUACUGGAAAGCUCUCACAAAAGUGGUGUCGGGCAGGAUCAUAAAUGGUUACUGCAGGGGGGACUGGCUGCUGGGCUUUGUGUACAGAACCUCCUCCGUCCAGCUCAAUGUUGCCGGCCUCCAGCCAGUCGACUUAGACGACAGGAGGAUGGUAAACAUGGACCUCUCGUCUGUAGUCAAGGGCCACCUGGACUACAUGAAGCAAAUGGACACGAUCCUGAAAGCUGUGGGCAUUAAAACCAAGGAGUGUCGGCCGGAGGAGAAGGGCGGUGCCGGACUUUUCUGCCCUCUAGCCAAGAAAUCGCAGCAGGAAGCAGGCAGCGAGACUCAGGAAGAGGAAAACACUGUGCAAGAGGAGGAUGGAGCUGGCGGUGGCCACCGGGCCGGGGCACCCACGGCCAGCACCAGCCUGAAUUCCGGACACUUGAGCUCUGUGCCUACUGACACAAGUAGAGAUGGGGAGCUGGCAGCGGGCGCAGGCACAGACUGAACCUCUAGAGCUGGCGCAGACAUCACUCUCUCUCUCUCUCUCUCUCUCUCCUCCCAACCGAAUCUCCAGUCCUUCCUCUGCUCCCUGCAGGCCAGCUGCCUCAUGCAGUUUGUCCAGCGCCAGCUGCACAGAGGCAUCCCUCGGGCCCGUGCCCCCCAUGGCACGUGGAUGCUGUGUGCUCAGCACCAGCUGGGCUCCCUGUGCGGGCUGCGGGUGGCUGCGGGGCUGCUCUGGCUGGACGAGAGGGGCAGCAGAACCGUCAGCGAGCCCACGCGUUAGCUGGCCUGUGUGGAGGCGAAUUGGAGCUCUUUGUGAUGGGCAGCAUGUUCAGCCAGCACGAAAACCGCUCUGAAAGCACUGUCCGUUUCUUCCCGAAGGAGUAUCAGUAGCGCUGGCAGAACUGAAUCUGCACUUUUCAGACCCUUCUGAGGGCCCAGAGAGUGUCACUGGAUCAAAGCUUUUGGAGCAGCUGCCCACGACAUCUCCCGUAGAUGAGAAAGGGCUGAUUCCUGCCUGAAUCAUCGUUGCUCUUGAGGAAGCGGUGGCUUUCCCCUCCUUGCACAAACUGGUUUUAUUCUUGAGGGAAGCAGCUCUCCCCAUUAGGGGCUGUAUUUCUGGUACAUAACUCUGGGGAAAGCAGGUGGCUCUGCGGGUAUCUUGAAGCAUAUUGUGGAGAGGGGCUCCAAACUAGGACAUUAAAAAUAUUUUCCAGCAGUGGUUGAUUCGGAUUUUGGUUUCCAGGUGACCAGGUGUGCUGCAGGAUCGGGCUGCCCAGCUCUGCGUGUCUCAGCAUCCGCGCUUCAGCUCUGCUAACCAGGAAGGUGAAAGGCUGAGGGUACCUGGCUUCCUUCCCCGUCCUGCUGCAGGUUUGCUGCCAUGGCUUGGGCACUUUCCAAUCGACGGGAGUGUUUCCCUAUCUGCAAGCUGAGGGUGAUGAGUAUUUGAGGCCUCAUUACUAUUAGAAACAUGCUUUGAGUCCCUAGGUGAAAGACAGCAGGAGAAAGAGUGGGCUUUUAAUGCUUUAUUACUUUGUGAAACUUCAUCCCAGGCUUUGCAAGCCAGCAACCCACAGAGGCUUUUGUUUUGUGUCCCACACACAUCUCCAGCCUCAAAAGCCCCCUCUAGAUGUAUUUUUAAUUGGCUUAAAAUAAAACUAAUACUUGGCAUAGGAUAAACAUAAAUCUGUUUGAUUUCUGCCUCCUUCCAUAAAGCAAAUUGGCAUCCACCCUCUUCUCCCCCAGUCUCAGACCAGAGUGACGCAGCUUUAUAUCCCCUGCCAUGCACAGUUCCAAAACUAUGGGAUUGGUCUUCCAUCACAUCUUCCCUAAAAGGUCCUUUUCUGGCCUAUUUUGCUGCUCAGCCCAAGAAAAUGCAACCUAGCAGGAAUAUGGCACGAGGGUAAACCCCCUUCUGAGAACACCUUUGUUUUUUUCUAGGUUAAAACAAGUGCCGUUGUGUAUAAAUACUUCCCCACCUCCAGAUCUGGAAGGCCUCAUUGACUCACGGGAGGGGAAACAGUGCAAUCGCAGCUUCUGAUUUUGGUUCACAGAGCCCUCCCUCUCCCUGCUGCAGCAGCUGGUUUAAUACCAACCUCUCCUCUCUUUCCCGAGCUUUCCGCAACCCUUACCUUCAGGUUUCUCGGGCAGUUGACACGCAGCUGCUGCUGGGUGCGGCACGGCGGCAGCGCGACCUGGCAGUGCUUUGGGUCUGGUGCCUGGCUCUUCCUCUUCCCCAGUCCCGCCACCGAGGAGGGCUCAGAGCUUCCAGAUUCCGACGCACGAUGGGCACGUUGCUGGGCUGGGGCUGUUGGAGGCAAGUCUUGGGAUCCCUCAGGGACUGCCCGUCGCAGUCAGCUCUUUUGGUGUGGGCUGUAGGAAAGGGACACGAUUCCUCUACCGGAUCAGACGAUUUGUCCACAAGCAAACACCUUACUACAAAGAACUAGCUCGAUGAGAACGGUAUUGCUGCUUUUUAAAAUUUGGCUUGAAGAAGUUUUGAGAACACCAGAUGCAGCUGAAUUUGUCAUUGAGUGAAAUUCUGAACAACUUCUGCUCGUGGAGGAAAUGUGUCUGUGAACAGCUUUGUUACAGGGUGCUCCUGGGUGCUGGCAGCAAGCUCUUUUUGUUCAUCUCCUGAAGCCUGUGUCUGCUGAAUUCGUUACCUGAGGGACUGGGGAGUCCAUCGUGUCUUUUUCUACUCUGGUUUAACUGGAGUUACAGCCCACAUAUGUUUUUAUAUAAAACUAUUUGUGGACAGAUGAACACAUUCAUCUUCAUGCCUGAUACCAAAACCAAGCUAAAUAUCUGGCCACAGAUAUAGGGAGAAAACAUAUUAAAUAGUUUGAUACUUGAACCUGUGAUGAGUCCUCUGCCUGUCGUGGUCAUUUAUCGUUGACCACAGGGCCAGCCAUCGGUUGCAAGUGUGCUUGUAGCAAAUAAAUGUCAAGUGAGUUAUUGAA
Cygnus olor (mute swan) is the source of this 4584-nucleotide messenger RNA. It is a transcript of the gene TMCO4, whose product is annotated as transmembrane and coiled-coil domains 4. The record is from RefSeq and is a predicted model, not a curated record. NCBI's taxonomy places the organism in Eukaryota, Metazoa, Chordata, Aves, Anseriformes, Anatidae. Bases 312 to 2126 code for a protein of 604 amino acids. The transcript is spliced from 15 exons.